Messenger RNA from Sitophilus oryzae (rice weevil), 1227 nucleotides. Its product is annotated as vascular endothelial growth factor receptor 1-like. Gene Ontology annotation, cellular component: signaling receptor complex. Gene Ontology annotation, biological process: protein phosphorylation; multicellular organism development; positive regulation of kinase activity. Lineage: Eukaryota; Metazoa; Arthropoda; Insecta; Coleoptera; Curculionidae. The record is from RefSeq and is a predicted model, not a curated record. Gene Ontology annotation, molecular function: transmembrane receptor protein tyrosine kinase activity; ATP binding.
GGAACCAAAGCAAUAUAUGAAACCGAAAGGGUAAAAUUUGAAGAAAAUAAGAGUGUUUUAAGAUUUCUUUCUACCGAAGUGACAGACGAGAACCAGUACACAUGCAAAAUAUCCAACGAUUUGGGUGUAGACUCCAGAGUAGGAAUGCUUGUGUUUGAGAUGAAACCUACAUCACUUACCGCUUAUUAUUACAUCAUCGGAAUAGUCCUAGUUUGCCUCCUCAUCGCUAUUAUUUACAUCAUUUUCAGGAUAAAGAAAGAUAAGGAACUAAAAAGGAAACUGAAGAGCUUAGGUUUGGAGAACUUCCACAAAGGCAAUCCUGAACAACUUAAUCCUGAAAUUGGUAUUGGAGAUCAAGCAGAACUGUUGCCCUACGACAAAAAAUGGGAAGUGUCAUUUGAUCAAUUAAAAUUGGGUAAACAAUUAGGGUCAGGGGCUUUCGGUGUAGUCGUGAAAGCCGAAGCGAAAAAAUUAAUACCGGGAGAAGAAAAGUCAAUCGUAGCCGUGAAAAUGGUGAAGAAAAAUGCCGACGAAACGUACAUCCGAGCUCUGGCUUCGGAAUUGAAGAUAAUGGUCCACUUGGGGAAGCACGUCAAUGUGGUCAAUUUACUGGGGGCGUGUACAAAGAACGUUGCAAAUAAGGAACUACUUGUAAUUGUCGAGUUCUGCCGAUACGGAAAUUUGCAAAACUAUCUCUUCAAACACCGCGAAUCCUUCAUCAACCAAGUCGAUCAUACCACUGGAAAGGUUGAUUACAACAUAGGUUCCCAUGUUUUGGACAGAAUGUACUCGAUAUCUAGCGAUAAUGGAAGCACAAUAACUACUCCAUAUUCUAUGCAAGACUACAGAGAGAAAGAAAGAAAUGGAGCACUGAACUCAGCAACUACGCAAGUGACAUCUUUAGGAGAGGACCAAGUAACUUUGAGCAACAACAGUAUCCAACCGGAAUGGAGAACCAACUACAGAGGAGAUUACAGGGGCAACGUAAAGCCAGUCUGCACCAAAGACUUGCUGACUUGGUCGUUCCAGAUAGCGCGUGGUAUGGAGUACUUGGCUUCCAGGAAAGUGAUGCACGGCGACUUGGCAGCCAGAAACAUUUUGCUAGCGGACAACAACAUUGUGAAAAUAUGCGACUUUGGCUUGGCCAAGACAAUGUACAAAGACAAUAAUUACAAGAAGAAAGGAAAUGUAAGAAAACAUAUAGGAAAAUAAACAUAAGUUGGCGUG